Messenger RNA from Rubroshorea leprosula, 1926 nucleotides. NCBI's taxonomy places the organism in Eukaryota, Viridiplantae, Streptophyta, Magnoliopsida, Malvales, Dipterocarpaceae. The record is from the annotation of a GenBank genome assembly.
AAACCAUUCCACCCCCAACGCACUUCCACCAACUCCACCCCAACAAAUCCCUUACUUAUCAAAUCCCACCUCUAAUUCUAAUCCCUCUCUCCUUUCUUACUUCGCCUCUCCGCAACAUUUUCCUCCGCCGCUUCCAUUUCCAUUUUCCAGGAUUCUGGUGGACUGCAGUCACCGGCGGAUUUAGAUUUCAAUAUGAUUAUCACUGUGAAACAAUCGACGAUGGUGCGGCCGGCCGGUGAGACGCCGAUUGGCAGCCUGUGGAAUGCGAAUGUCGACCUGGUGGUGCCGAGGUUCCACACCCCGAGUGUUUACUUCUACAGGCCGACCGGAGCACCCAACUUCUUCGAUCCGCAGGUCCUUAAGGAGGCCCUCAGCAAGGCGCUGGUGUCGUUCUACCCGAUGGCGGGACGGUUAAAGAGGGACGAGGAUGGUAGAAUCGAGAUUGAUUGUAAUGCUGAGGGUGUUCUUUUCGUUGAGGCCGAGACUGGUACUGUUGUUGAUGAUUUUGGUGAUUUUGCGCCCACUUUGGAGCUCAAAAAGCUUGUCCCCACCGUGGAUUAUUCCGGGGGAAUGGGUUCGUUUCCCCUCUUAGUGUUGCAGGUCACAUACUUCAAAUGUGGUGGAGUAUCACUAGGUGUCGGCAUGCAACACCAUGUGGCAGAUGGAUUUUCUGGCCUCCACUUUGUGAAUGCAUGGUCAGAUAUGGCUCGUGGUCUUGAUCUCACCAUUCCACCAUUCAUUGACCGGACUCUUCUCCGUGCUCGGGACCCACCUCAACCUGCAUUCCACCACGUCGAGUACCAACCUCCUCCUGCCAUGAGAACCCCUGUUCCACCUGCAGGCCCCGAAAACACCAUGGUCUCCAUCUUCAAAUUGACUCGAGAUCAGCUCAACAUUCUAAAGGCCAAGUCCAAGGAAGGCGGAAACACUGUUACAUAUAGCUCAUAUGAGAUGUUGGCAGGGCAUGUUUGGAGAUCUGUGUGCAAGGCACGUGGGCUUGAGGAUGAUCAAGAGAGCAAACUGUACAUUGCCACUGAUGGGAGGUCAAGAUUGCAACCCCAACUUCCACCUGGCUACUUUGGCAAUGUGAUCUUUACAGCUACCCCACUUGCAGUGGCAGGUGAUCUACACUCCAAGCCAACAUGGUAUGGUGCCAGCCGAAUCCAUGAUGCAUUGGCUCGGAUGGAUAAUGAUUAUUUAAGGUCAGCCCUGGAUUACCUAGAGCUUCAGCCAGAUUUAUCAGCCCUUGUUCGUGGGGCACACACUUUUAGGUGUCCAAACCUAGGGAUUACUAGCUGGGUUAGAUUGCCGAUCCAUGAUGCAGAUUUUGGUUGGGGGCGUCCCAUAUUUAUGGGUCCUGGUGGCAUCCCUUAUGAAGGUCUAUCUUUCGUAUUACCAAGUCCAACCAAUGAUGGAAGCCUAUCAGUCGCCAUUGCACUACAAACCGAACACAUGAAACUCUUUGAGAAGAUUUUCUAUGACAUCUAAAUACUGGAAGGAACUACACAGGAAGUCACCAGGUCCGAGCCGGUCAAUUGCAGAAGUUCUAGUAAUCUCUAAUUGAUGGAUGAAUAUGUUUUUUUUGUUUUCUUCCCAAUUUUUUUAUUUGCAGACAUUCUGGUGGAAAUCCACGUGUUAAUUUAAAACGCACAUCAAAUUUGAACUUCUAUAUGACAUGCUAUGUUCUCCAGCACAUAGUCGACUUUGUAGAAUAGUGUGAAAAUAGGUGAAGUAGACAUUGGGUUUUGAACUCAAGAUUUGAUAAACACUAUUAGUAGACAAUCCUCGUACAAUUAUGCUCCUAGUUAGCAAAUACAGUGUAUUUUGCAGCAUUAACAACAUAUCUGGACAAAACCAAACUACUUAGCCAUGAGCUUAAGAUCAAGAGUCUUGUGUUCUUUGUUUUAUCUUUUCAAUUCUUUUUCA